GAAGAAACGUGGCCCCAUGGUACAGCGUCUUUCCAAUAGAGGGCGCAAGACGCUAAUAUUUUUUCUCGAUUGCCCGCCCAGGCAGGCCAGACAAUCAAUUGGAUACAGGAAAUAACAUUCGGGAAGGCAGAGUAAACGAGCGGGAAGUUUCACUUUGUAAGAGUGAAUAAACAAAAUGUCUAAGAAGAAAGGACUGAGCCUGGAGGAGAAGCGGAGUCGUAUGAUGGAGAUAUUUUUUGAGACAAAAGAUGUGUUUCAGCUGAAGGAUAUAGAAAAGAUCGCCCCAAAGUCUAAAGGAAUCACACCCAUGUCCGUGAAGGAAGUGCUGCAGAGCCUGGUAGAUGACAGCAUGGUGGAUUCUGAAAAGAUUGGCACUUCCAACUAUUACUGGGCUUUCCCAAGUAAGGCUGUUCACUGCAGGAAGCGGAAACUGGAGGAGCUGGAGAAGCAGGAGUCUGAGGGGAACCAGAAGAGGGCUGCUCUACAGCAAGCUGUUGAGAAGGCAAAAGUAGGCCGGCAAGACACGGAAGAGCGAGCUGCACUGUUGCAGAAACUGCAGGCAUUGAGAGAGCAGAGGGAUCAACUGAAAACCGAAGUAGAAAAAUACAGGGAAUGUGACCCUGAGGUGGUAGAUGAAAUCCGGCAAUCCAACAAAAUUGCAAAGGAUGCAGCCAACCGGUGGACAGAUAAUGUCUUCUCUAUCAAAUCAUGGGCCAAACGGAAGUUUGGUUUUGAGGACAAAUCCCUUGAUAAAAACUUUGGAAUCCCAGAAGACUUUGACUACAUCGAAUGAUAUUCAUCUUCCUUUCCUGUUGUCCUUCUUCCAACAUACUAAAUAUUUUUUCUUGUAUAUAUUUGUUUAUUUAAAAUGAAGGUUUAAUAGUGUUUUUGUCCUUCAGAUGGAAAUAUAUAUUUUAUAAAGUAGA
This is a messenger RNA of Lepisosteus oculatus (spotted gar), 926 nucleotides long. It is a transcript of the gene mnd1, whose product is annotated as meiotic nuclear divisions 1 homolog (S. cerevisiae). Gene Ontology annotation, cellular component: nucleus. Lineage: Eukaryota; Metazoa; Chordata; Actinopteri; Semionotiformes; Lepisosteidae. Gene Ontology annotation, molecular function: double-stranded DNA binding. The record is from RefSeq and is a predicted model, not a curated record. Gene Ontology annotation, biological process: reciprocal meiotic recombination.